Perca fluviatilis (European perch) is the source of this 8025-nucleotide messenger RNA. It is a transcript of the gene xkr6b, whose product is annotated as XK, Kell blood group complex subunit-related family, member 6b. The record is from RefSeq and is a predicted model, not a curated record. Gene Ontology annotation, cellular component: plasma membrane. The transcript is spliced from 3 exons. NCBI's taxonomy places the organism in Eukaryota, Metazoa, Chordata, Actinopteri, Perciformes, Percidae. Gene Ontology annotation, biological process: phosphatidylserine exposure on apoptotic cell surface; apoptotic process involved in development; engulfment of apoptotic cell. Bases 381 to 2108 code for a protein of 575 amino acids.
GGUCUGCUCUUGGCACUCAGCUUGCAGCUGGAGGAGAGCUGCAGAGAGGGAAAACAACUGCGCAGCGGGAAAUGAGAUUAAUGCACAGGUAACAAUUGGUCGACCACAGAUGGAUGCAUGAGUUACAUAUUAAAUUGUUUGAACUUGUAGAUUAGAUUAUUGUUACCAGGAGGGAAUCGAUCUGCAGUAGAGGGAAAACAAGACAAGAUGUGCUGCGUCCAUGGCGCCACUGGUGCGCUAUCCGGGGACAGAGUGAGCGACGGCGACGCACUGACACCCCGCUUUUAGAUGGCUCCAACAUUUGGGGUGCAAAACAGGUGUCAGGGAAGUGUCGUCACGAACCCCGGAAGCCGGAGGAGGUGGGAACAUCAGAGGGAAAGAUGGCAGCGAAAUCCGAUGGUCGCGGGGUCGUCACCGGUUUCGCCCAGCUGCACAACCUGGAUGAGGUGGUGGGGACGGGAGAGGACGACAAUCGGAACAGCAGCUCAUUCCACAUCUGCCACUGCUGCAACACCUCGUCGUGCUACUGGGGCUGCCGGAGCGCCUGCCUGCAUUACCUCCGGGGGAAGGGGAAGGGGAAAGAUGCGGCGCGACCACCGCAGGAGGAGCGCCUCUGGCUGGACUGCCUGUGGAUCAUCCUGGCAAUGCUGGUCUUUUUCUGGGACGUGGGGACCGAUUUGUGGCUGGCCAUCGACUAUUACCACAAGCAGGACUUUCUGUGGUCAGGCCUGACCCUGUUCUUCGUGCUGGUGCCCUCUGUUCUGGUCCAGAUCCUGAGCUUCAGGUGGUUUGUGCAGGAUUACACUGGGGGCGGACUGGGCUCCGUGGAGGGGCUGAGUAGUCGUAGAGCAGCCAGUCUGCAAAGAGACAGGUGCUGCCGCCUCUCUGUCUGGGUCUGGCAGACCAUCAUACACAUCUUUCAGUUGGGACAAGUGUGGAGGUACAUCCGCACCAUGUACCUCGGUAUACAAAGUCACCGUCAGAAGGAGAACCAGCGGCGUUUUUACUGGGCUAUGAUGUAUGAGUAUGCCGAUGUCAACAUGCUGCGACUGCUAGAGACCUUCUUAGAAAGCGCCCCUCAGCUGGUGCUGCAGCUCUGCAUCAUGAUCCAGAGCAACAAGGCUGAGUGGCUGCAGUGUGUUUCUGCCAUGUCCUCCCUCCUGUCCCUGGCCUGGGUGCUAGCGUCUUACCACAAACUCCUGCGUGAUUCACGUGACGACAAGAAGAGUAUGAGUUAUCGAGGUGCCCUGGUGCAUCUGUUCUGGCGCCUUUUUACCAUCUCCUCACGGGUGCUCUCCCUUGCUCUAUUUGCCUCGGUUUUCCACAUCUACUUUGGCAUUUUUGUGGUGCUCCAUUGGUGUGCCAUGGCUUUCUGGGUCAUCCAUGGCGGCACCGACUUCUGCAUGUCCAAGUGGGAGGAGGUAUUGUUCAACAUGGUGGUGGGCGUGGUCUACGUCUUCUGUUGGUUCAAUGUACGUGCGGGCCGGGCGCGGUACAGAAUGGUGGCCUAUUACACAGUAGUACUGUUAGAGAAUGCCAUCCUCAGCCUCCUUUGGUAUGCGUACCGUGACCCAGUCACCACUGACGCCUAUGCUUCUUUUGCCCUCUGUGGCGUCUUCCUGUGCUUUGCCUCAGGUGUGGCCUGUAUGGUUCUCUAUUACGGGGUUCUACACCCCAUGGGUCCCCGGCUGAGGGUGCUGGCCAGCUCCUGCUGUGCUGAGCUUCUGUGGGGCCUUCCAUUACCCCCCGAGGCCGAGCCCAUGGCUCCUACACCAGGGCCCCGUGGCUCUCAGGCCACCCCCACACGGGGUCUGGCAGGGGAACACGAAGAGUCAGAUGAAACAGCCACAGACACCUGCCUUCCGGUUUUCCAGGUGAGGUCCACAGAGCCUGUGGAUGCAGCUGGCAGGCCAAUCCGGCCUGAGGGUCCUUUCAUCAAGAUAGACAUGCCCAGAAAACGCUACCCAGCCUGGGAUGCACACUUUGUGGAUCGGCGCCUGCGUAGGACCAUAAAUGUGCUGCAGUACAUUAGCCCGAACGCGGUGGGCAUCAGGUAUAGGGACGGUCCGCUUCUUUAUGAACUCCUGCAGUACGAAUCCUCCCUCUGAAGGCAUCUUCUCCCUCAACUCUGUCACCUCCUAUCACACAGUAUGAUGCACAUGCCUUUCCUUUCUUUCACACUGCUCUUCCUCCUCUCCAGAUAUUAUCUCAGCUCUCUCCUUCUCUCCACUCUGAUCAUUCAAUUUCCCUGCAGGAGAUGUGUGUUAGUAAAAGGAAAGUCCGUCAUGACAGUCUAAACACGCAGUCAUGAUUUAUUUUUGGAAAAAGCAUACAGUAAAGAGAGAAAAAUUUUAACCUACAGUAUCUGAUGUGAUAUACAGUAUACAGAAGUACCAUAUAAAUCCCUCUACAUUGAUAGAGGAGGGUUCUGUAUGAGUGUGUAGAUAAUAUAUGAAUGUUUCAUUAUGAAAUGUGUUUAAUGCAUUAUAUUGUAUUGGUGAUUCAACCUGUGAAUACUUGUGAAGGGCAUAUUGUAUGUCUCUGUGACAUGGGACCGGCGCAAAGCCUGAUGGGAAUGAUGGAGGAGAGUCCCAGAGGGGGCAGGUCUUUGCACAUCCCAACAUUUACUGCCAUUGUAUAUGUCAAUUAUUGAAAUGUAUGAUAAUGUUUACCAAGUCCUUAGCCCAUGAAUUACAAAGCACUGAAAUGUCUAUCAUGAUACUGUAAAUUGCAGAAAGGACACAAUCAAAGAUGUGUCUUAGAGAAGCAUUUCAAAAAUGGAUUUUCCCUCUGUGAGCUUACGUGGCUCAAGUGUAUCCUGGCUGUACUAUUUUUGUUCAAAAUCCUUAAUUGUAAUCGCAUCAUGUAUGGAAGAAAAAAGAAGCACACUGACCUUCAAUCAGUUCCACCCACACAUUUAAUUUCUACAGUGCAUACUGCCCUCCAGUGGAGGCAAGCUGUAAGAGCACACCUUACUUGGUCAUUUUUGCCAGUAGUACCUGAUUUAAAAAAAACAAAACAUAAUGAAACAAAUGUAGAAUGUAGUUGACAUGAGCACAACAUUUUCUAAAUUGGUGGGUAGAAAAUUAUGAUAAAAAAACAUUCCAAAGCCUUUUUCUAAAAGAUUGUAAGUGGUAAAGAGGGUAAAAUGUGUGUUAACACAUUUUAGUUUGAAGUGCAAAGACAGGCUUCAAGGAAUCCUCCACCAUUCCCUUCUGUAUCCUAGAAAGUACUCCCUAAUACAACCUCCUUGUUUUGUUUUCCUAUCAACAAAUGUUUUAGGUUGAUUAAUAUAUGCUUACUGGGUGCAAAGCCUUGUAAUAAGUUCUUGAAAAAAAGACAAUUCUGAGAAGAUAUUUCUAUGCUAUUAUACUUCAGUGCAUAUUUGUGUCCACAUUUAUAGUCAUUGACAUAACUAUAUUUUGCCAGACCACACACUUUUUUACAUAACUAAAAAUGUGUGGAGUGCAGUGUUAAAAGUUAUUCUCCUCAACAUCAGUGUGCCCUCAUAGAGGUUAUACUCUUAUAUGGGUGUACAGGGCAACUGUUCUGGCACCAGCUAGCACAGUUGAAACAAAGCCAAAUCACAUCUAACAGUACUGUCUUUCCAAGAUAUCUGCCCCCUUGAACCAAUAGAAUGAGUCCUUGCAAAACGUGUGCCAUCUAUAGGCCAGAUAAACAUUUCCCAGAUUUACAUGCGGGAGCUCUCCACUACGGUUACCCACGGGACGACUACUGUAUUCACUCAUGACAAAAAUCAAAUCAAAUUUCAAAAACAUGCCCUCUAAGUCACUUGACUUAAAUUUCCAGAGAGGGCUACGGAACAAUUCAUGAGAAAAAUGAAUACAUUUCAUACUCCAAUUUUAUCUACUUACUCAAUGAUUCAUCCAAAUAUAUAAUGUGUGUUUUUUACAUUGCAGUGUUUGCCAUGACUUUAGUAUGAGGCAUUAGUACAAAUGCGCCCAACAACGGGUGCCCAAGAGCCCUACACAAAACAGAGAUUUCUUUCUCCUGGCUCACUGGCUUUCUGCUUAGCUGUUGCCACAUGCGCCUGCUAACAUCGUACUGUAAAAGGCAGAUGCCAUGUUAAGUCCAGGUCAAAGGUGAGAGGGGGUUUUUGCCAGGGGUGGAAAAGAACAGGAGGACAGAUUGUGAUAAAGGGCUUGACUGGAGCAUAUGUGUAGGAUUCCUUGUACGCUUGUGUGAGAAGGAGUGUUUACUUCUUAGCACAUACUGUUCAACCUACAGUAUGUAUUAGGGGAUGCAAUUGUGCUUGACUAGUGGUGGUGUGUUCGCAUACUUGUCUUGUGUGUCUCCUCAGCCCUUUCCCACAGUUCUGUUCUCUCGCCGAUUGUUCGGCUCCAUCCUCGGUUGCUGCUCCGCCCUCUUCUCCAUCUCUUCGGUGCUGGGCCUUGGUGCACUCCCGUGAAACACUCUCACACUCUCUGGUAACUGAACAAUGGGGUUUGAGGCUGAACAACUGGAGAUCCUGACAUGAGAACAUGCAAUGAGGUACACUGCCAUAACCAAGAGCUUCAACAUCCAGGGUCUUCCACCCUUCAGCUUAAAAGCGAUGUUCAGCCCUGAGUAAUUGAGAACUGUUGGGUCAGCUAGGGUGGAGCAAACAUCCAUCACACCAUAUGUAUAGAUAUACAUGAGUAUGCAAACAACCAACUUGUUCAUUGUUUACCAUAGUAGCCAGAGUAGUUCCUCUCUGUUGUAGUGAAUGAACAGCCAUGUUAAUAGUUAGUCAAUUAAUGAAUAAUAAGUAUUGUCAAACUAAAAAAAAAAUACUAAGCAAAACAGCCAAUAUAGGGGUUCCUCAGGACCAACAAACAAGACCACUGAACCAGCUGACUCAGGGGUGUCUCAAUGCAGUUCUCAUCCCCAGGCAUGUCCUCAAGGGUCUCCAUUUUUUCCUUAACAUAUUGCAUCCUAGACCACUCCUCGGCUGGGAUUGUAUCACUAAAUUAUGAUUUGCACGUUUGUUUUCUUGGGAAUGAUUAUUAUACGUUUUUUGUGGUAGUUGGCUGCCUGGCAUAUGGUGCAUCCUUUCUAAACACUGCUGACUUUUUCGAGACGUGGACACAUGUCCAAAUCAGGUGCAAAUACACUGUGAUUCAUUCAUUUGUCUGUGUGUGUGUGUGUGUGUGUGUGUGUGUGUGUGUGUGUGUGUGUGUGUGUGUGUGUGUGUGUGUGUGUGUGUGUGUGUGUGUGUGUGUGUGUGUGUGUGUGUGUGUGUGUGUGUGUGUGUGUGUGUGCGUGUGUGUGUGUGUAUGUGACAACGGUAUUAUAUAGCAUCAUAAACAAGAUUAUGUACAACUGGGCUGCAUUUCGUCUAGUGGUAAAACGCAGAGUAUUUAUGCUUGCUUAACUGUGUCAUUAGAAUAGUAGUAAUGGCGGUUAGUUAACACUCAUUGAUUUAAAUUUUACAGUGCAAAGAGUCUACAAGUCUGAUUUUUUUAUGAAACAUGCAGUAUAUUUUACAUAUUUCUACAGAACAGUUAUAGUUUUACCACAUUCUGUAUCUAGUAAAAAGGAUUAGAUAAAAGCUGGUUAAUAAGUGGGUUUUGAUUUUGUAUUUUUCCUUAAAAUUAUACAUGGGUUUCAAGAGCUAAGCUACACAAGAGUGCAAGUAAAAGCCGUUACUAUACAGUGUAGUAGUAAGGCUGCCACACUUUAUACCAUAAUCAAGGGCACAAAGAAAUCCCCUGCAGAGAAUUGUUUUUGUCAGGUUACCUGCCCAGUUUCACAUCCCUCGACAGCCACAACACACAGCAAGAGCAUCUGAACAGCAAGCUUGUUCUUCUCAGUCCUUGUUGUGCCUUGUCACUUUGGGUGCUUUAAUCCAGCCAUGGCAGCCAGGUCCGCAAACAACAAUGCCAAUGUCUUUCUUUACUUGUUUCAUGUGCCACCACAUUCACCAAGACGAUGACAACACCAAACAAUAUUCUUCUUGUCGGUCUCCUCAAACCAGAUCAAGCCAAGUUCUCAAUACUGUCAGCUCACACCUUAGUCGACAACAACAUUUAGUUUACCGUUUCAUCCAAGUUGUCAUCAAUAGGACUGCACUGUUUCCUAGUUACAGUGUUACAACUAAACUUCACAGCGUGACAGAACCAAGUGGUGCGUACAGUGUGAAACCCAGUUAUUGGCUCUAUCAAAGACAUAGGAGGAAAAAGUAAGGCAAUACUGAACAUCUUCUGUACUUGAACGUAGGGUUCCUCAUCUUUAUUCCAUUUGAGCAAGCUGAAACACAACAGACCCAGUUGAUUCAGCAAGUUACAAAUUAGCAGUUUGGACUGAGCUCAAAAGCAUUAGUUUUGGACUGUUUGAUGGAUAGUCUUAACAAAUGCCAGCCACGAUACCAAGCGAUUUGGUCAAUGAUUGUUUUGUACUUUUGUCUAUGCCUUUACAUCUUAUUCUGUCUUGCAAUGAUGAAUGAUUUGUAGUGCCAAGACGUAAACUUUGUGUCUUUUGUCUCGUGUGAAGAAAAAAAAAAUUCUCUCGCCAAAAUAAUAACGCCUGCAGUUGGAAUAAAACAUGGAGGAAGUCAAUGAUGACAAAAUGCGCAAAAAAAAAAAAAUCACUUAUGUUGCAUUUUCUUACAAUGGAAUGAUGAAACAGGCCCGAUCACUGAUUCACUUUUAAAUAACCUCAUUUCCUGGUUUUCCAACCACCUCCCAGCAUGCCUUUAAAAGUCAUUGUGAGGUGACCCUCAACAUUUAGCAUGUAAGUGCUCUCAACUGCACAACAAACCCUCUGAUUUCUGCAUUAAUGUGUAGCAGCAGGUCAUUGUAGUGUUUAACUUGGUUUAAGUAUGUACCUUAGUGUCAUGACCAUCUGUUUGACCACUGGAGUAGUAUGUUCAGAUGAUAAAACGGUGCAUUUUCUUCUUUUACUUUUGAUCCUUCUUUGAUUUCUGUUAAUAACCUGGUGCUGAAUUUAAAAGGUGCUACCACUGUGGACUGCAGUCCACUUUUUAGCUUUCUGAUAGCAGCCUUCCGGUUGACUGAGAGGGCCUGCGCCCCGCAAACUUGCAGUCUCAAAAUGCUCUAGAGCUAGCACCUCAAAUCCACACAGUUUACAGCAGAACUCAACUCUUAAUGGUGCCAUUUUGAUUUUCCAACCUGCACAAAAAAACAACAUUUACUCUGUGUAUAUAUACUUUAAUAUACUGGUUUCAGCAUACAGUAUGUUUUAAUUUUACUAUGAUUCAAUCUGCACUAGGAUUUUUUUCUUUCUUUUCUCUGAGAGACUGAAACUGGCAGAUGAUAAAAUGCAUCUUUUUGGCAAACGCACAGGAGCACAAAUGUACUAUUGCUAAUGGAAUUUGGGUAAAAAAAAUUAUAUAGAAUGUGAUUGCUGUGUUGUAAAUUCCUGUCAUCUAUAUGUCCUUAAUCUGUGUGUAUCUAUUUUUGUUGUUAUUGUAGAAUUGGCUGUAAUAUUUUGUUUGAAAAUGGAUUUGAUAUUCCAAUGAAGCGACUAUGGUUGUCAUAUUAAUUGCUGCUGAUUUUUGAAAUUGUUAUCAAAGGUGUUGGGAAAUAUUGCUUUGUUUAUAUUCAAUCAAUUUCUAGAUUGUGUUAGCUUGUUGGUGUAUUUCACAAAUCUAUCAGGAUACUCCCUAGACUAUAUGAUUUAUCCGGGGUAUUCAAAAGUUGGCAUAAUGUCAGUAAGCAAAUUCGCUACAAUCUGUAGCAUCUUUAUGAAAGUGUACUCAUACAGCUUAUGUUGUAACUGAGAACAUAUAAGGAAAGAUUUCUUUGUUGUUGUUGAAUAUAAAAUGUAAGUAAAUUGUUUCAUGGAAUCCCCGUUCUUUAAAAAAAGCAAAACUGAUGUCCUAUUUUUGGGAACAAUAUGAAUAUUAUUAAUAACAUAUGGUGCUACAGUUCUUUUUGUAUGUUUUGGUUUUUAGAUGAAAAGAGAAAUAUUAUGCUGAAAAUGUAAUGUUAAGCCUUACUGUAGAUUCAUAUAUCAGACUGUUCAUCCCAGAAGAGAAAAUAAAUAUAGUAUUUGAAAGUGCAA